AUGCCCAUUUCGCUUGAGCUCGAGUCAGUGGGCUCGACUUCUCCAUCCCGCGCGGGCAGUGCGAUAUCUUCUGCUGGCUCGUCCUGGGAGCUGGUGGGCUCUGAGUGCGGGGAGCUCCCUUUGUUCCUUGCUGGGCAGGCGCCGUGCCUGCCAGAGGGCGGGGGUCGAAUCCUCGCGACGGCGCGCUGCGGCGGGCCGCUCCUGGUGUUCCUCUGGACGCUCGUGACCGUGGUCCGUGACCCGCCGAGUCCUGAGGAGGAUCCGCUGGAGGGUGAGGAUUUCACGCCGGAGCGGGUGAUGCCAGUGGAGGUAUGGAGCCGACGCUACUACCGCCGGAGCGCGACGGAUGGCCAGGAGAUUUUCUUAGUUCGACGGAAGACGGGGAAUUGCUGGGCGGUCUUGCUGCCAGAUCUUUCCAUGGGGACCAUCACGAUCACUGCGAAGACGACGGUCUUCUCCGAUCCCGUGCCUGGGAUCCGCUGGCAAGCGCUGCCGGCUCUCACGCAGGUGCAGAAGAACAGUUUCAUGCAGCAAGCUACAGACGGGCUGCGAGCGGGUACUAUUCCAGCCCUGGAGUUGUAUCGACCGGGCCGUCAGGCCCAGCAGGCCGUCGCCAUCAACGUGGUCUAUGCGAUGGCCAGCUCGGCACGCUCUUCAUUGCGUACGCUGCGGUGGGCAUUGCGCUCGCCGUACCGUGUGCUGGGGCUGCUGGCGCUGGGUUUCGUGCUGUUCGAAGCUCUGAAGUACCUGGGGGUGGUGGAUAUGAUCGUGGAGACUUGGCUCGCGUUCGUGAGCUGGAUGGUGGCCUGUCGGGACGCGCUCAUCGAGUCGUCCGAGACGAUCCAGGAGUGGGUGUCCUACGGAGGCGAGUGGGUGGACUGGGCUCGGAAGCUCAUGCCGCUGCGUCGCUGGGCUGCUCUACUGUUAGCGCUCAUCCUGCUCAUGUUCUGGGCUCUCGUGGCCCAGUUGGACGACUUAGCCGAGUCUCAGAGGGCGAUGGCCGCGGAGUUGAACGAGAUCAGGAUUGCCGAGCGGGCUCGGGAGCUGAGGCGGUCGGCAAUGGUGUCCUCGAGCGCGGACCGUGGUGCCGAAGUGGCGGCCGCCAACCAGUUGCAGAUCCAGUCGAUGCUGAGCCGGCUCGACGAGUUCGAGGCUCGCCUGCAAGGGGACGGCCCCACAUCGCCGGCCCGCGGGGACGCGACGGUGCCCAUGGAGACUCCCGACAAACGUGCUGCUACAGAGCCCGCCGAGGCGGUGUCCUUGGCCAUCAAGCGGAUGAGGUUCAAGGCUCAGAUGCCGCAGCAGGUCUUCCUGGAGCAGCUGGAGGACUUCAAGGAGUGCCCGGCCUCGGAGUGGGCCACGAAGAUGCCGGAAGGCUACAGGGAGAGGAUCGCGCCGGACGUGCUCUCGGAGGUCUACUCGACCGGGAAGACGGCGGAGGCUUGGGCGAGGGACUACAUCAGGGAUCGUGGUCUCACCGAUUGCAACACCGCGCGGGAGAUGAUUGCGACCUUCGCGGCUGUGGACACGAUGCUCAUGACGGACCGCCAGAAGGGGCUCUUGAACCAGGUGAGCUUCGAGAGGCUGGUCCGCAAGGGGUACGCGUUGGUGAGGGCCUACCGCAAUGUGCACUGCCGGGACGACUGGAGCAGGCCCAAGGACGCCAAGAACUGGAAGUCCAAGGUCGACUGGGAGGCGGCGCGUCGCUUGGACCCGCAGCUGGCCGACGAGAGCACGAUCAGGGUCAUGAGUGCCGAGGAAGAGGUGAAGAAGGCAAUGGGUCGAGAUGCGCAGCUGAUCAAGGCACGCACGGACCUGGACGGCGGGUGUGCGAGCCCGCCUUGA
Messenger RNA from Prorocentrum cordatum, 1845 nucleotides. The record is from the annotation of a GenBank genome assembly. NCBI's taxonomy places the organism in Eukaryota, Dinophyceae, Prorocentrales, Prorocentraceae.